Molecule: messenger RNA, 5175 nt
Organism: Lachancea nothofagi CBS 11611
Lineage: Eukaryota; Fungi; Ascomycota; Saccharomycetes; Saccharomycetales; Saccharomycetaceae
Source: the annotation of a GenBank genome assembly
AUGUCGCCCGAAACAGAAAGAGAAUUAUGCCAUACGCUACUGACAGAAAUCCUAGCGUACCAAUUUGCGUGGCCCGUGAGAUGGAUUGAGACCCAAGACGUCUUGUUAAAUCAAUAUCGCGCCGAAAGGUUUAUUGAGGUGGGACCCCAACCUAUCUUAGCAAACAUGGCCAAGAGAACGCUCCAGCAAAACUCAGACUACGAGAAUGCCACAACCAUAAGCACCCAUAGAGAAGUGUACUCAGUAGCCAACGAUUUAGAUCAAAUUUGUUACAAUUGGGUUCCGCCCGUACAAGAGCAGCUGCCAAAUGCCGUUGGCAUUCCAGAAACAAUCGCAGCAGCGGAUAAUGGCGAAACAAGAUCUGCACAGGUAUCGACUAUUGACUAUCUUCCCGUAGCGGCAAAAGGCCAGCAGCAGUUUGAAAAAGAGCCAAGCCUAACGGCUGACCUCGUGCUGAGAUUUCUGGUGGCUCGUAAAUUAAUCGCCUUCAAUUUGAGAUCUUUACCGGGAGAGAAAUCUAUAAAAGAAGCGUGCAACGGAAAGUCAACGUUACAGAAUGAAAUUGUGGGCGAUAUUAGUAGAGAAUUUCCCUCUUUACAACACGUUCAUCAUCUCGAGGAAUUGUCUCUCAAUUCGAUUUCUCAAGAACUAGAGGCUCCUAGCGAUUUAGGCCCUCUAACGAUUGAUGUUGUCACCAAAUUUAUUCCUCGCAGGUUUGCUGGGAAUUUGAGCAAAUUAAGUGCUGUAAAGGAAUAUCUGAAACGCUCAUGGGCUGUCAGUAAUGCUUCAGCUCUAUUACUUUUUAUGGCAUCAAGAGAUUUGGAAAAAAGACUUUUGAAUGAGUCAGAAACACAACUGUUCAUUGAUAAAAGUUGUAUAGAAUAUGCCAAAAUGUUCAAUAUCCCUUACACUAUGGCCGACCCCGCGGGCGUGAACUCCGAAAUUAAUGGCAAUAAUGUCGACGAUGAAAAACCAAAGACAGUAGAUAUUGAAACUUAUCACAAUUUCGAAAUUGAGCUGAUACAGCUGCAUGAAAAUCAGCAUCGAGUUAUGAGCACACACCUAGCUGUUUCAGAUGGAAAGUCUGAGAUCGAAAUAUUGAAAGAAAAACUCAAAAACAUGGAAGGAAGGCUGACUGAUAUUGAGAACGAGUUUGGAUCUGAAUUUAUCGACAAUUCAUUAAAGAAAUCGUUUUCUCCACUCAAGAUGCGUACCUUCGAUUCCGCAUGGAACUGGGCAAAACAGUCGAUUCUAAAGUUGAUGUAUGCAGCGUUACACGAACCUCAGAAAAUAACAGAACUUAUGUCUCCCAGCACCAUUCAAAACAUAGCGAAUAGGGCGGACUUAAGUGUUACUCGUAUUAUUCAACACAUGCUGAGUUGUAACGAGUUUGAACCCGCUGUUAAAAGGAAGUUUGAAACUAUAAUAUUCAUUUGCCUGAAAGGGAUGGCGAAUCCACCGUCCUAUUGUGCCAACCAGUUCAAGUCCCAACAACCACUGUCGUACAAUCACGUCGAUACAAAGGGAGCUCAGACAAAGAAUGCGUCUCAUUAUAUCAAGGAAAUGUCUGUGGCAACAGCGGCUUCUUCAACUGAAGUCUCGGUUAUUUCAACUAAAUUGAAUAGCGAUAUGAGCAGCUAUUACAAAAUCGAAAAAGAGUUAUUUCAAGUCUAUUCAAAAAUCAUACAGUAUUCUUUGGCAUCAAACAGCUCGCCCUCAAAUAUUCGUUCACAGUUCGAAACUGUCUACGAGCAAUUGUUGAUUUUUCUCAGAAACUCUGACCAUGUGGCUUCUUUCUUCAGAGGUAUUGUUAAUGAAGCAGUCCGUUCGGUUAACAAACCCUUAAUUACCACAAAGUAUGACGAGCUCGACGUUGUAGUUAGUGAUUGCGAGAUAUUUACGUCAGAUGAUGAGGACGAUGAGCUACGUCCUCUCGAGAAGAGACCUUCAGUACCAGAUAUCACAAUUCCUACAGGUAUAGUACCAUUUUUGCAUCUCAAAAAGAGAUCAAACGUGUCUGGAGGGUGGAACUAUGACAAAUGUCUGACGCAAAGGUAUCUCAAUAGUUUGCUGAAAAUUAGUGAAGACGGAAUGUCGUUCUUGAAUAAACGAUCCCUGGUAUUGACUGUGGAUGCGCAAGACAACCUUACUCUAGAAGUUAUACGCGCCCUGCUUCAAGCAGGGUCGGUUGUUAUUGUAGCCACGCAGCGUUAUGAUAGUGAGACAAACAAGGUUUUCCAAAAUUGCUACCAAAAUUUUGGCGCAACAGGCUCCAAACUCAUAAUUUUACCUCUCAACAUAAGCUCAAAGAUUGACGUAUCAAGGUUCUCAGAGUACUUGUUCUCUAAAAUAGGGGACGUGGAUUUCUUUUUGCCUUUGCAUGUCAAAACCACACCAGGAUCAAUAUUGGAUUAUACCUCUAGUGCUGAGCUCGCCCACAGAUCUUCGAGCGUGAACCUUUUGCGCUUAUUGGGCAAUAUUGUCCAACAAAAAAGAGCCCUUGGCAUUGAAACCAGACCCACGCAUGUUCUUCUACCACUAUCACCAAAUCAUGCAAACAUAUAUGAGAAGUCCAAUUUCAGGGACACUUUUAUGGCUCUUGUCCUCCAGAAAUGGUAUGACGAGGACUGGUCUGCAGAGCUCAGCAUCUGCGGUUGCGUCUAUGGGUGGACAAACGAUGAUAGCGACGACCUCGUAGCGAAGGGCCUGGAAAAAUUGGGAGUUAGACCGUUUACAAAUAGUGAAAUGGCUUUCAAUAUGUUGGGUCUCCUGACCUACGAUGUAGUGUUGAGCUCUCAGGACAGUCCAUUGAUCGCGGAUCUUAACGGUGGGUUACAAACUCUUCCAAAUUUGAGUUCGCUGGUAUCCGACUUGAAACUUCAAUCUAAAUCUGAUCAAGAAUUGAAAGCAGCUAUUCGAGAGCAAGACUCAGCGGAAAGAAAACUCAAAGGUAUCAUAGAGAAAGAAUUGAAAGAGGUCGAGCCUAGAGGAAACGUUCAACUGCAGUUUCCUCAACUUUUGUCCUACGACUUAUUAACCAAGAAUUUCAACGGUGAUACUCUCUCUGGACUUUUAGACUUGUCACAAGUCGUUGUUGUAACUGGUUUUGCAGAGCUAGGGCCAUGGGGCAGUGCACGGACACGGUGGGAGAUGGAAAAAAAUGGUGAGUUCUCACUCGAAGGGUGCAUUGAACUGGCCACCAUUAUGGGAUUAAUUGAGUAUGUGACCUCAGAUAAAGUUACUGGUUGGAUAGAUAGUAAGACUCAUUCUUCAGUUCAAGAGUAUGAAAUAAAAGACAAGUAUGAAAGUCAGAUUUUGGAACACUGCGGUAUACGAAUAAUCGAGCCCGCAUUAUUUCAAGGCUAUGAUCCAAAUAAAAAGCAACUGCUUCACGAAGUCGUUUUAACUUACGACUUGAGCCCAAUUCAGGUGUCAUCUGAACUGGCCUCGCAGUACAAGCUGCUUCACGAAGAUUUUGUGGAGAUAUACCCUGUUCCAGACACAGAUAGCGAGUGUUUGGUAAAAUUCCUAAAAGGCUGUAACCUUAUGAUACCUAAAGCAUUGAAAUUCGACAGAUUCGUGGCUGGUCAAAUUCCCACCGGGUGGGAUCCAGUUCGCGCUGGUAUUCCGGAAGACAUAGUUUCUCAGGUUGACCCUGUUACUCUGUACGCUUUGAUGGCCACAGCAGAAGCAUUGAUAUCUGCAGGAAUAAAAGACCCUUACGAAAUGUACAAAUACGUUCAUAUCUCACAAGUGGGAAACUGUUCAGGAUCAGGAAUUGGUGGUAUGAAAUCCCAUCGCGAAAUGCAAAAGGUGCGACUUAUGGAUGGUAAUGUUCAGACAGAUAUUUUGCCGGAAACUUUCACCAAUGUUACUGCAGCUUGGAUAAACAUGCUACUUCUCUCAUCUUCUGGACCCAUAAAAACUCCUGUCGGUGCAUGUGCCACCGCUGUAGAGUCGAUUGAUUGUGCUGUUGAGACAAUUCUUUCUAAUAAAGCCAAAAUUUGCAUUGCUGGCGGAUACGAUGACUUUGAGGAGCAUAUCUCUCACGAAUUUGGUAAUAUGGGAGCAACAUCUAAUUCUCAAAAGGAGGUCGAAUGCGGUAGGGAUGCCAAGGAUAUGUGUAGACCAGCAACAUCUACGCGUAAUGGAUUCAUGGAGUCGCAGGGUGCCGGAAUUCAGAUACUAAUGUCUGCAGAACUCGCAAUUGACAUGGGAGUACCCAUUUACGGUAUUAUUGGUAUGGCAUCGAUGGCAUCUGAUAAGAUCAGCAAAUCGCUUCCUGCACCAGGAAAGGGAAUUUUGACAUGUGCUAGACAGCUAAACACAAAGCAGACCAUUAGAAAUCCCAAACUUGACGUGCGCUUCAGAAAAAGACAAUUAGGAAACCGCUUGGCGGAGAUCAAACAGUGGGCCGAAACCGAGCUAUCAGAGGGUAUGGAUUCUGACUAUGUUGAGCAACAAGCUGCAAAACAAGAAGCAGAUGCAAAGAAGCAUUGGGGAAAUAAUUUCUGGCACAAGGAUCCUAGAAUAUCUCCAAUCAAAGGCUGUCUCGCCACAUUUGGAUUGACAAUAGAUGAUAUAGGCGUUGCCUCAUGUCAUGGAACAUCGACGAAAGCCAAUGAAAAAAACGAAUCUGCGAUAUUAAACACCAUAAUGGAGCACUUGGGAAGAACCGAUGGCAACCCAGUUCUUACCGUUUUUCAAAAAUAUCUCACAGGACACCCUAAAGGUGCAGCUGGCGCGUGGAUGAUAAACGGACUGUUGCAAAUCAUGCAGGAUGGAUUAGUGCCUGGAAACAGGAAUGCCGAUAACAUAGAUGAAGCUUUUGCUGAGCAUAAACAUCUCGUGUAUCCCUCUGAAAAUAUAGAAAUGAGAACGGUGAAAGCAACCUGCUUGACUUCUUUUGGCUUUGGCCAGAAAGGUGCCGUAGCUGUUUUGAUUAAUCCCAAUUUCGUCUUGGCGGCACUGUCCGAACAUCAGUACUCAGAAUAUGCACAAAAAGUUAACAAGAGAGCAGUUGAAGCUCAAUACCAUUUCUCUGAUGCAUUGAUCAACCAAAAGCUAUGCCAAGUUAAAGAUCGGCCCCCGUUCAGCGCUCUUGAAGAAGAGAGUGUUUACCUGGAGCCGUUGGCCAGAGCCAAUGGCCAGCUUGAGAUAAAGUCAAUGGAAUAG